Uloborus diversus is the source of this 1535-nucleotide messenger RNA. RefSeq names its product SEC14-like protein 4. Bases 269 to 1441 code for a protein of 390 amino acids. Gene Ontology annotation, cellular component: cytoplasm. The record is from RefSeq and is a predicted model, not a curated record. The transcript is spliced from 13 exons. NCBI's taxonomy places the organism in Eukaryota, Metazoa, Arthropoda, Arachnida, Araneae, Uloboridae.
UUUUUAAAGUUAUUUUUAUCUUGUAGAAGUAAUCUGAUGCUUGUCUAACGAGUGGUUGUUUUUUAUCCAAACCGUAUUUUCAUCAGUUUCAAUAUUUUGGUCUUAGUGUAUUCUAGUACUUCUAUUAUAUUUCAAUAUAGAUACUUCAAGCGCACUUACAUGACAUCCAGAAUUAUUUUCCUGGCGUUAUGAGCAAUUGUAACGAAGUGAACUUGGAGGAAGAAAUUAUCUCUUAUUUUGCGUGAAUCCACUCGGACAUCAAGACACCAUGAGCACGGGUCAGGUAACCGAAAAUAGGAGUGAAAAGAUUCAAGAGUUUCGUGAACGUGUUCUUGAUGUGCUUAACGAAGAGAAUGAUAGCGAUGCUUAUCUUGUCAAGUGGUUAAUUGCCAGAAAUUUCGAUGUAGAUCAAGCAGAAGAAAUGCUGAGAAAGCAUAUCAAAUUUAUGACGGUUAAUGGCUUGGAUAAGAUAGGAGAAGAUUUCACUCCUCCAGAGGUUACGAAAUAUUUCCAUUCAGCUCAUUUGGGUUACGAUAAGGAAGGGUCUGUUGUUCGAAUUCUACAUAUCGGUGGAUCAGAUUUAAGAGGUUUGGUUGCAUCGUUAUCUAAACUGGAUUCGAUUCGCUACGCUACUUAUGUUCUACGAACUGAUGUCUUACGGCAAAAGAGAGAAAGAGCCAAUCAACCUAUCUGUGAUAAAUUUGUGUACAUAAUAGAUCUUGAAGGUCUAAGUUGGCGUGCCAUCAUUCAAAGAAUCGUUAUUGAAAGGGCAAUGAUGCUUCUGAAGAUUUACGAAGCGAAUUAUCCUGAAAAUUUGAAAAUUGCUUACAUUUUCAACAGUCCAACGUUCUUUAGCUUUAUUUAUAAUUGGUUAAAAUCAUUUCUGCCUGAAUCUAUCCUAACGAAGCUGGACAUUUUAACGCCAGAAGAAUGCUCUAAGCUCUUUAAAACUAUUGAUCCAUCCAUCAUCCCUGCCUCCCUUGGCGGUGCACGUAGAGACCCAGAGGGUGACCCUCAUUGUCAAACUUUGUAUCAUUACCCACUCAACGCAGAAGUUCCCGAAAGCAUGAUGCUUUAUAACCAACUGGAUGUACUUAACAACGAUCCGACUGCAGAGAAAGCUGUGGUUGAUUACAGAUCGUACUUCAAAGUUGAAGUUGUAAUUAAGGAACCGAACUCUACUAUUCAGUGGGAUUUCCAAACCCUUUAUUAUGACAUCCGAAUGGGCUUAAGUUGUAGAAAAGAAGAGAACUCAGAGUCAGAAGUGAUUAUUCCACUUCACAGGGUGGAUAGCAACUUAAUUCCUGAAUCUGGUGAAUUUACUUGUCCUGAUCCUGGCAUAUAUGAAAUUAUCUUUGAUAACACUUACAGCUGGAUGACUAGAAAGGAACUGAUUUAUAAAAUUUCUGUCCGUUUACCCGGAGACAAUCCUGAAAAUUAAUGUUGUUAUAAAUAUUUUUCUCAAUUACUGAAAAUUUUACAACGAGGCUUCACAAAACUUUUCUUGUUCAUAAUAAAUGAUGUUAUUUUACAAA